Haplochromis burtoni (Burton's mouthbrooder) is the source of this 3197-nucleotide messenger RNA. RefSeq names its product cyclic nucleotide gated channel subunit alpha 1. Gene Ontology annotation, biological process: monoatomic cation transmembrane transport. Gene Ontology annotation, cellular component: intracellular cyclic nucleotide activated cation channel complex; plasma membrane. The record is from RefSeq and is a predicted model, not a curated record. The transcript is spliced from 2 exons. NCBI's taxonomy places the organism in Eukaryota, Metazoa, Chordata, Actinopteri, Cichliformes, Cichlidae. Gene Ontology annotation, molecular function: cGMP binding; intracellularly cAMP-activated cation channel activity; intracellularly cGMP-activated cation channel activity. The coding region runs from base 163 to 1656 and encodes 497 amino acids.
UCUUCUCAUUUAGGAAGGAGGUGUGGAUCAUGGACCCAGCCACGGAUAUGUAUUACUACUGGUUGCUCACAAUAGCUGUCCCAGUGUUCUACAAUCUGAUGUUCCUGGUGGCAAGGUUUGAAUUCAUGUAUUUAGUAUCUUCUCUUAUCGUUGUUAGUGUUCAUGGGUCUCAGUCAUGGUUUGUUUCCAUACAGAGCUUGUUUUAAUGAGCUACAGUUUCAAAAUUCAACACUCUGGCUGGUUUUGGACUAUGUGUCAGAUGCCCUCUACUGCAUGGACAUCUUUGUGAGAGCCAGGACAGGUUUUCUGGAGCAAGGACUUCUUGUAAAGGACGCAAAGAUCCUGAAGGAAAAGUACAUGAAGACACCCCAGUUCAAGUUAGACAUGUUAUCAGUGAUUCCUACUGACAUUGUUUUCUUCUAUAUCGGAAUCAACAACCCAGAGUGGAGGUUCAACCGGCUGUUUAGGUUAGGCCGUCUCUUUGAGUUCUUCGACCGGACUGAAACGCGAACCAAUUUUCCAAACAUCUUCCGAAUCGCUAAUCUUGUACUUUACAUCAUCAUCAUCAUCCACUGGAAUGGGUGCCUGUACUUUGCCGUCUCAAAAAUACUUGGUUUUGGGUCAGACACAUGGGUCUACCCCGGGCCGAAAAAACCAGAGUUUUCUCAGCUGUCCAGACAGUACAUUUAUUCCUUUUACUGGUCCACUCUUACCUUGACCACUAUUGGUGAGACACCACCGCCGGUCCGAGACGUUGAAUACUUUUUUGUCGUGGUUGACUUUCUUACUGGGGUUUUGAUCUUUGCAACAAUUGUUGGAAAUGUUGGAGCCAUGAUCUCCAACAUGAAUGCUGCACGUGUAGAGUUCCAGGCGAAGAUCGACUCUAUCAAGCAGUACAUGCAAUUUCGAAAGGUCACUAAAGACUUGGAGGCGAGGGUGGUGAAGUGGUUUGACUACCUGUGGACUGAGGGGAAAACCUGCGAUGAAAAGCAGGUGUUAAAAAAUCUGCCAGACAAGCUGAAGGCAGAGAUAGCCAUUAACGUACAUCUGGAAACCCUAAGAAAAGUGCGCAUCUUUCAAGACUGUGAAGCUGGUUUGCUUAUUGAGUUGGUCCUGAAGCUUCAGCCUCAAGUUUUCAGUCCUGGGGAUUACAUCUGUAAGAAAGGGGAUAUUGGUAGGGAAAUGUAUAUCAUCAAAGAAGGAAAGCUCGCUGUAGUAGCAGAUGAUGGUGUUACCCAGUUUGUGGUCCUUAGUGACGGAGCUUAUUUUGGAGAAAUCAGCAUCCUUGGGAUCAAAGGUAGUAAGGCAGGUAACCGAAGAACAGCUAACAUUCGAAGCGUGGGCUAUUCUGAUCUCUUUGCCCUGUCCAAAGAUGAUCUCAUGGAGGCACUAACAGAGUAUCCUGAUGCUAAGAAUGCUCUGGAGGAGAAAGGAAGGGCCAUUCUGAUGAAAGACAAUCUCAUAGAUGAGUCGCUUGUCGCUGCUACCGAUGCUAAAGACUUGGAGAACAAAGUCGAUCAGAUUGAAGCCAGUUUCGAAAUCAUGUCAGCAAAAUUUCGAAAGCUGACAAAUCAAUACGAUUCCUCUCAGCGUAAACUCAAGCAGCGCCUCAGUAAUUUAUCAAACCAGUUCAGAAGCCUCAGAGUAGAUGAGUAGAGGUUGGCCAUCAGUACUACAUAGGGAGUGUCUUCUUUACAGGGACUAGAACACUGCAUCCGCUCAGUACUUCCAAAGAUGCAAAAAUAAUAAGACUGCCCUCAAACAAUGUUUCCACACAUAGACAACAACAACGGGUCGUACCACCACGUGGAUCAUUAUGUCUUUUCUUGUGUUAGUGAUAACAAUAACAGGCUGCACGCGAUGAUCAGAAACAUGUGGAGGGACAAACCUGGAAUAAAAGCAAAGACAAAGCUGCCACCAAUCAACAGCAGCAGUCAAGCAGGUUCUAAAGGAGCACUACUUUAGCAUCGGUGUGAGCAUCCAACCAAUACUGGUGGGAAACGUUUUCUUUACUACUCUGCCCAGAAUCCCAGAGCGGCUCGUUCAGCAACGACACCAUGACCUGGGCUUUGCACAUACAGGACCUUCUCCUAUUGUGAUCAGAAUAACUCUUCUGAAGGACGCAAUUAGUCAAAAGAAUUCUAAAAAGGACCUUUGAUGAAUAUUUUCUACAUUCAUUUAGAAGAACAAGACCACACCGACAAGUUUCAGUUCUGGUCAUUAAAGUGCGAGAGAGCGAUUUGAAACUGCAACCAGAUCUGGAGAUUUAACAGCUGCUCUUUGUUGCUGCUUCGCCUCUGUGUGUUGAGAUGACUGACAGUUUUAUGCCAGAUGCAACCUUGAACGGAUUCGUGUCUGCAGCUGGAAUCAAGCUGGUAACGGUUUUCUUGCUCUUAACUGACCGCCUCAUCCUUCAGCACAGCUGCAAACUGCUGUGCUGAUAUUUUUGACAACAGUUUUUUUCUAAAGCUCAGGCAGUCUUUACCAUGAUGAACAUAGAUCAGGAGGUUCCACUGGAACAUAUCUGCUGAAUGGGCCUCUGUACACCUACACAAAUAUUAUAAAAGCAUUUCAAAAUAUGUAUCAUCAAAUUUUUUAUUUUAAAUAUAAAGAAAUGUGCUUUCUGUAAAUAAAUUUAAAAAUAAUAAAGUGACAAUAAACUCUUGAAAAGUGGUUUAUCCUUUCCCCUGAAACAUGCUCCAAAGCCUCAAUCCGAGCAGACUUUAAUUUCACUGAGUCAUGUUAGCAGAAGUAGGGCCAUGCAGACUGCACAUGUUGGUACAUCUGCCCUAACUUUAAGCCUCAACAAACAAUAGACACCAACUGUUUUUACAAGUCAUUUUCACAUCUGAAAUUGGAGUCUGUGGGGAAUGACUACAGGAGCUGCAGUUUUUGGCACUUCCACGCAGGCUUCAGUUUGAAGUCCAGGGUUUAUGAUUUCCAUUUCUGCUUUUAUAUUCAACAUUUGAUCAGUUAGGCUCCUGUGAACGAUCUUAGUCAGCAUGAAGGAACACGAAUGUGCACGAGGCAGUGAAAGCUUAGAUUCCAGAGCUCUGCAGGUGUCACUGAGGAAGCAUCUACUGCAAGCAUGAGCAAUUUCAGUUUAGUAAGCAAAAAGAGUUUGCACGCUUUAUUUCAAAGAAAAUAAGUUUUGUUGUUCCAAAAUAUUAAAGUGCAAACCAAAGAAUUGUUUCUUU